Molecule: messenger RNA, 1867 nt
Organism: Anastrepha ludens (Mexican fruit fly)
Lineage: Eukaryota; Metazoa; Arthropoda; Insecta; Diptera; Tephritidae
Exons: 3
Coding region: 205-1719 (504 amino acids)
Source: RefSeq, a predicted model, not a curated record
UUUUCUCUAAAAUUGUACAAACUUUAAGAACAACGAGUGGCGAGCUUUGAAAACUAAAUACGCAAAUUAUUAUACUGAGAAUGUUGCUUUCUUUGUCUUGAAUAAAGUUGGCCUCCAAAAAUCUGGGUGUAGUCCGAAAAGCUAAUAUAAUAUUUAUCGGCCGAAAAUCAUUGAUGCUCAAUAAAAAGAAGAAUUACAGGUGAAAUGUCAAAAUGCAGGCUGGAAAAGGAAAGUGCAAAUAGGAAGUGUAGCUCCAGCAAGGAAUCACUACGAAAUAUUUGGGCUGCUUCGGUUACGCUUGGCAAGGGAAGUGAUACAUUAACCAAUUCAAAGGCUUCAAAGGAAUACGAAGAAAGCAGUAAGUCGAAAAGUCAGUAUCGGGCGAAUCCAAAUAUAACAGCGAAACAACAUAGAUUUUCGCGACUACAAUCCACAGAAAACCAAGAUUCUACAGAUUCACAUGUUGCAACUGUAGCGUCUGACAAAACAGAAAAUUUUACUACUAUAACAUUCAAUUUACCAAAGCACAACACUUGGUUAAGGAAUACCAAACCUAAGCAUGCAAGGCAAUCAUUUCUAUAUGAACAUUAUCCCCUCAAACCUUCACUGCUGUAUGGUAGUCCAUCAAAAGUCGGACAUGAUCAUCUAAAACUUUUGGACCAGAUUUCUUAUUUGCCACAAAAAUCACUGCAUUCCAUUUCCGCAUCAUUGACCACUUUUCAAUGUGCUUUGGUGAAUCCGCGAAUCAGUCCAGCGGAUAGGCAGGAAAAUUUGCAGCACACACGUCUAGGGAGUGGAGCGGAAGUAAGCAGCAAUAACGAAGCUGUCAUUUCUGAUACGGCAAGGAAGACAAGAAGUGCGUAUAAAGCAGAAGGGGAAACAGUGGAAAAUGUUUGUGCGAAAUGUCGCCGCAAUGCAUUUUUAGUCUCACAUGGCUCGCAAUAUUCCACGGACACUAAAAGCACAAUUAAAGUUAGAGAUGUGAACACUACGAAGAGUUUAGGCGAUACAACACAACCGAAAGGCCACACUACUUUGUCUGAGAAAGAUAAAUCCGACUUUGAUGACCAAACAAAUUUACAGCAACAGGAUUCACUGUUGUUGUAUCGCAACAAGCAGCAACGUUAUCCGCAAGAAUAUAAGGCAGAAUUAAAUGAGGGCAACAAGGAUGUGCUUCCGCUGGCUUCGUCGCAAUCCAGCGUAGAUGUAGAGAAAGUGUCAACCGCACAAGCAACCGCCUCCACCAAUUCACUCGCACCGGACUACAAUGCGUCUGUACCCAUUUUCGAAGUGCUAACGGCAAACACUGUCCACAACUACACUAACCAACUGCCAUUAAAACAUAAGGAUUCGCUAUUGCUUUAUGCAAAUUUAAAGAAAAAACGACGGAAGUCAUGUAGCGUUAAAAUUUUGGAAGUUCGGGAGGGUAAACUUUUACGUUUUGUUAGGUUUUCUGACGAGGCGCAUCUCAUACGUAAGCCGUCAGACGAGGAUAUUAUUUUUAGCAGUGCUCGAAGAUUAAACCACAAAGCACAAUGCUGGGAUGAAUCACGCAUUGCUUGGCUGGCUGAGUUGGAACGUCGCCAGGAGGUUCGUAGGCGGCGAAAGAGACGCUCAGAAUAUCAAAAGUCGAAACAGAAUGCAACCAAAAGCGUUUUUGGCCAAUGUACGUUCUUGUGUCAAAGAAUACGUUUGUGGCUGGCUAAUUUGAUCAUUUAAUGCAAGUAGAUGUACUGAUUAAUAUGUAUAUUUUUUAUUCGAAGCUUCUAUACCUUGUUAUUGACUCAUUUAAAGAGAAAGUGAAUUAGUUAAAAAAAAAUUACGUUAGCAGUUGAAAUAAAUUGUUGAUUCUGACGAUUACCUUGAA